AUGAGUCUGGGCUCGUCAUGGAUAUCAACCUUUCCUGGAUAUUAUCAAGCUCUUGAGGUGUUAAAAAGCAUCGUCACAAGUGCCUUGAAAACUGGAAAGAUUCCUCAGCAUGUUGCUUUUAUAAUGGAUGGAAAUCGUCGGUUUGCGAGAAAACACCAUAUUGAAGUCAAAGAAGGUCAUAACGAGGGUUUCAAUUCAUUAGCUGAAAUACUAGAUAUCUGCUAUAAAUGCAAUGUGAAGGCCAUCUCGAUUUAUGCAUUUUCGAUUGAAAACUUCAAAAGGUCUCCAUUUGAAGUGAAAAACUUGAUGAAAUUAUGCGAAAGAAAAUUCCAACAAAUUAUUGAUCAUAACGACUUGUGUGAAAAAUAUGGAAUAAAAUUAAUAGUCUCUGGAGACUUAAGCUUGUUGCCAGAUAGUCUUAAAAACGUUUUAACCAAUGCUCAAGAAUUGACAAAGAACAACUCAAACGCAAUACUAAAUAUUUGCAUACCUUACACUUCUCGAGACGAUAUAACACACUCAAUUCGAGAUAUUAAUGAAAAUAAUCAAAACAACAAAGUGAUAGUAUCUCCUCAAAAUUAUAUUGACUCUAUAGAUGAAGAUUGUAUAAGCAAACAUCUCUAUACAAAGGACUUGCCACCGUUGGAUAUAUUGGUAAGAACAUCGAAUAUCCAUAGACUAAGUGAUUUCAUGUUGUGGGAAACUCAUUUAACUGGUAUUUAUAUCCAGUUUCUAGAUAUAUUAUGGCCAGAGUUUGGAGCGAUUCGAAUGAUAUGGAUAAUAUUAAAAUGGAGUUUCAUACAAUAUUACAAUCAGUACUUCAAAUCGAUUUAG
Messenger RNA from Ascoidea rubescens DSM 1968, 834 nucleotides. Its product is annotated as undecaprenyl diphosphate synthase family protein. Gene Ontology annotation, cellular component: endoplasmic reticulum; membrane; lipid droplet. Lineage: Eukaryota; Fungi; Ascomycota; Saccharomycetes; Ascoideales; Ascoideaceae. The record is from RefSeq and is a predicted model, not a curated record. The transcript is spliced from 2 exons. The coding region runs from base 1 to 834 and encodes 277 amino acids. Gene Ontology annotation, molecular function: ditrans,polycis-polyprenyl diphosphate synthase [(2E,6E)-farnesyl diphosphate specific] activity.